Xenopus laevis (African clawed frog) is the source of this 3065-nucleotide messenger RNA. It is a transcript of the gene creb3l2.S, whose product is annotated as cAMP responsive element binding protein 3-like 2 S homeolog. The coding region runs from base 356 to 1933 and encodes 525 amino acids. Gene Ontology annotation, molecular function: DNA-binding transcription factor activity; DNA-binding transcription factor activity, RNA polymerase II-specific; cAMP response element binding. Gene Ontology annotation, biological process: regulation of DNA-templated transcription; regulation of transcription by RNA polymerase II. The transcript is spliced from 12 exons. NCBI's taxonomy places the organism in Eukaryota, Metazoa, Chordata, Amphibia, Anura, Pipidae. Gene Ontology annotation, cellular component: endoplasmic reticulum membrane; nucleus. The record is from RefSeq and is a predicted model, not a curated record.
UACCCUGUCAGUCUCAUCUGGAGAUUGUAGAAGGAACGUUGUUAGUUGAGCUUUUGUAGUUACUGCCCUGACCUCCCACUGGACCUCAGUGCAGUUAUACACAGGGGCAGUAAAUCUCCUUAAAGUCAUAUUAGCCCAGAUAAUACCUGCAAUUAGCACCUUAGGGAUUCUUUGCCCAAUUAGUGCAGAAAAGCUUUGUUUCAACCAAAAAAAGCUUUUAUUUUCACUUUUUGAGGAGGUAGGAAGCAACAUUAAGGCUCCCAAAACUCACCAGAGUCUUCAGACCCUUCCUCAAGGCGUUAUAUUUUGCUCCCUGUUCACUUAGUACAUAUUUAUUGGUAAUUGUUUCAAUACCAUGGAAAUAAUGGAGAGCUGCGAUCCGGUGAUACAGUGGGACCGCAAACUGAGCGAGCUGUCUGAGGCUGCCGAGAGCGACUCCUUGUACAACAACACGCCCUUCUCGGAACUCCUCGAUGACUCGGCCCUGCUGGAUGUUCUGGGGCAGCUGAUGGGGGACCCGUUCCUCACAGACAAGUAUGAGAUGAUGGAAGUCGAGAUGAAUCCGAACUCCCCAUCCCCCAUGAUUAAAGCGGAACACAGCUACUCCCUGUGUGGAGACUCUCGCCCUCAGUCGCCCUUUACUCACGCCUCCUCUGACGACAACUUCAGUGACACCGAUCUGACAGGUGAUGAUUGGUGCCUGAAUGGGGAAUUUACUGCCACGACCCCCACCACCAAAAUUAAGAUGGAAAUCCCUCUUGAAGAGACCCCUGGCCUGACCCCAUCUGUUACCCUGGCAACCAAUGCAGUCUCCGCUUCCCCAGAGGUGGAUGUCCUGUCCGAAUUGCCAGUUCCAGAGCAGGGUCAGAUUCUGAACCCCGUUGCCCUGCCGCAAAUAAAGCUGGAGCCGCACGAGGUGGACCAAUUCCUUAAUCUGUGCCCAAAGGAAGUUGCCUCAACAGAAGCUCUACAGAUGCCUCCUACCCCUCCCAGCAGUCAUGGCAGUGAUUCAGAAGGGGGUCAGAGCCCCACCAGGUCUCUCCCACCCUCCAGCCCAGUCCAGUCACAGGGUGGUGGCAAAAUGCCUGCAAGGAGCCCCUCUGCACUGUCCAACUCACCUCUACUGACUGCCCCUCAUAAGCUGCAAGGGACUGGCCCUCUCAUGCUCACGGAGGAGGAGAAGAGGACUCUGGUAGCUGAAGGUUACCCCAUUCCCACCAAAUUGCCCCUAACCAAAGCAGAGGAGAAGGCGCUGAAGAAGAUCCGCAGGAAGAUUAAAAACAAGAUCUCUGCCCAGGAAAGUCGCAGGAAAAAGAAAGAAUAUAUGGACAGCCUGGAGAAGAGGGUUGAGAAUUGUUCCUCUGAGAACAGUGAUCUGCGCAAGAAAGUGGAAGUUCUGGAGACGACCAACAGGACUCUUCUUCAGCAGCUCCAACGUCUGCAGGCAAUGGUCACAGGCAAAGUCACCCGUUCCUGCAAAGCCGCCGGCACCCAAACUGGCACCUGCCUCAUGAUGGUGGUCUUGUGCUUUGCCGUUGUUUUUGGAAGCUUCACUCAAAACUUAGAUCUAUAUUCGUCAUCAAGUAAAACUAUGCAUGAGCCGAGCCAACAUUCAGCUCUGGAGUCCUACACGGCUUCUAUUGUUCGUUCCCGCAAACUCCUUAUCUUCGAGGAGCACCAGGCUGUAGAGAAACUGCACAGCUCUGCGGUGAUGUUAGAGACGCAGGACGCUUGGGAGAUUCAAGCUGAUACCAUCUCUAAACACCAGGCGGCGCUAUUGGAAGAACUUAAUUUUUCCCAAGAGAAAGCCUUCAGCCUAUCAAAUGACAGCAGCAGCGACAUGCCAGUCCGGCAUAGGUUCACUUCAGAAUUUGGACAUAAUGACACCACCAAAGUCAUAGAGUUGGACCGGACUGUCAACACAACUUCCUAAUGGAGGAUCCUGUCCCCCCCCCAUCCCUUCUAUCAGCCCCCUUGGCGCCCCCCGCUGAGCCCACCCCUUGGACUUGUCCCGCUGUGCUGGGCUUAGGAGGCCGGGACUCUGAUAUCGGCGAAUGAGAGUCGUUUGCAACAAACGAGAUGCUGAUUCCUCGUCAGGAUCCAAUAUGGCCGCCUCGUGGACUUAAUCGCGAGGGCACCAUUGGGAGUGUCACUUGUUUGCCAGGGCCGAGGUUGGAGGUGGAGCCAUUCGCUGAUUCUGAAACCCACAUCUUGAUAACUCCCUGCAGCCUUGGUCAGGAAUACACUGAUUUUCCGCAUCAAUACAACCAGUCAAGAUAGAGAAAUUCAGGUUCUGGGACAAAAUGAGCAAUUAUUUUCAUUUAUAUGGACACGAUACAACACUGCCACCUACGGGCCAGGACAUGUACGGUGUCCCCUCUGAGACAAAAAGGCUUUAGGUUUAAGUUAUAGCAAUGAACACUGUAACAAGCCUCCCCUUUAAGGCUUCUAUCCCUGCCAGACUAUAUAAUCUGCGUGCCUUAAUAACUCCCAAUCCCUCGCGUAUAAACCUGCAGUUUCAGCCUUGCCACCCCCACAUCCAUUGUAGCCCUUAUCUUAAACAUCAUGUGCUCCCAUCAUGCACUGCAAGCCCUAAGGUUGUGCCGUCGCUUUAAGUGGCAAGUUCAGAACGUCAAUGAGUCGGACUUGUACUCCCAGGAUAUUUGGGGGUGUUCAUAGCCAAUGCACCCACAAUCCUCUCUGCCCCUGUCACUGUUGUAAAUAGUAUUUAUUAGUUUUGCUCUGUUAAGGGGAAGUAAACCCAUCUCAGUAUAUUAUUGUCUCGAGAUCCUUCUGAUGCUCCCCAUUCCCUCUAUUCAUGGGUCGUCCCCCCACUUCCCGCUGAGCAUUUACCCUUUAAUACCCCAAAAGGGUUUCUAUUUCUUUGUGUCGGCCAAUCGGCUUCCUCCCCUGACGCGAGUCAAACAAGACGGGACAUGCGCCCCCCCUCUCCAGACAGCGAGGGGUUAAACCUCCUCUUAUUGUGACUUUUAGCUUCUCUAUUUUUUGGUAUAUUUUUUAUAAAAUGUAAAAUGAAGAAAAAUCCAAUAAAAAAAAUAGCUGCA